GGUGCGAAAAUAUUCAUGGCAUUGAAAUGUCGAAGCUUUGGUCGCUAAGAAUAUUCCUUGUGGCAUGUUUCCUUGGUUGCUGCCAGGCUAGGGUACCUUGUUCUCUUCAGUAUAGUUGUGUUGCUCCCAGAUAUUGCUUAAGGGAGGCACCGGGCAGCAUCUUUGCUAGGUUUGCGUGCCAGGAUUCCGAAUUGUGCUGCGAAAUUCUAAGGGAAUUCGAAGAGGAGCAGGAGGAGAUUGCGAUGGAAGAGCUCAGUUCCUCCCCACAACCAACUACUCCCCCUCCCCGAAAGGUACCCAGUGCGAAAGGUGGAACCUUUUUAAUGACUCCCCUGCCAAUGAAUGACAACCAAUUUAAGCAUUGUGGCUGGUCCAAUCCCAGAGGCCUGGACUCGGAUCUUCGGCAUUCACAAGACGAGGCACAUCCUGCAGAGUUCCGUUGGGUGAUAGCUCUUUUUUAUCAGAAAAUCUUAUUUGGCGGAGGUACCCUAGUGGCUCCCGGAGUCGUUCUUACAGCGGCUCAUGUCACCGAGGGCAAGUCCUUGGCAGACAUCGUGGUCAGAGCUGGCGAUUGGGACUUGGAAUCGAAUCGGCAAUCCUUUAAGAAGCAGGAGCGAACUAUAGUUCGAAUUUUACGUCAUGAGGCGUUCCAAGUAGAAACUGGCGCCAAUAACUUGGCGCUUCUCUUUCUCAACUGGCCAUUCCAGCUGGGGGAUCACAUUGGGACCCUCUGCUUGCCUAAUCUGGGAAAGUCUCCGAAGAUCGAGGAGAGAUGCUACUUGGUGGGCUGGGGCAAGAGGAAAUUCUUAGAUGACCGUUUCACAAUCCUGAAGAAGAUUGAGCUGCCCGUGGUUAACAAGAACAUGUGCCCGUUGCAAGUGCCCGAUAGUGUUAUAUGCGCUGGCGGUGACAGGGAUAAUAAUGUCUGCACUGUCGAUGGCGGAUCCGCCGUGGUGUGUUCCCUAAAAGGCAAUCCCAACCUCUUCGAGCAGAUUGGCAUCGUCAGCUUUGGAGUUCAGUGUGGCACGGAAAACGUCCCUGCUGUCUACACGGAUGUGUCCCACUUUAGGGAGUGGAUUAAUUAUAAUUUAAACCGAGUCCAGCUGGAGAUUCGGCUAACGUAUCAUUGGACGCCGAGACUGCCCGUUCUUGAGGUCACUUAGAACAGAAGCCAUAAGGUUGUGCAAAAAUAAAGAAUAUAAAGUAUAAUAAUUAUUGUGCUUAUCAGAGGUUUUCCUAGAAUCUUUGAAUUCCCAGCCUAGCAGAUUCACCAGUGCUCUCAUAAAUUCAUCUAUGACAUAUGUAUGUAUGAUUAAUGCCCAGCAAUCCCAGAAGCAAUACCUAUACUCCACCAUCAGAUUGUACGUACAUUUCCUGCCAACUACAGUUGAACAUAACUAAGGUGGACCUAUUUGUAUUUUUCCACUUGAAUUUUUCUAAAAAGUUUCUUUUUAUUUACGAUGUAUAUGGUAUCUCGUCAAGUUUCUUUGAUUAAAUUCCCUGAAAAAUAAAUUAAAGCCAUUUCUUUUUAUGGCUACUU
Drosophila ananassae is the source of this 1540-nucleotide messenger RNA. Its product is annotated as phenoloxidase-activating factor 2. Gene Ontology annotation, biological process: proteolysis. Lineage: Eukaryota; Metazoa; Arthropoda; Insecta; Diptera; Drosophilidae. Gene Ontology annotation, molecular function: serine-type endopeptidase activity. The record is from RefSeq and is a predicted model, not a curated record. Bases 27 to 1163 code for a protein of 378 amino acids. The transcript has 2 exons.